AUGUCGAACCAGCCGCAAGCCAGACCCGCUCCAUCUAUCAACCUUCCAGAAGGGGAAGAUGUGUGUGAUGUUUCAAUCAUCAACAGCACAUGCGAUAUCGUAGUUCCUCCUUCUACGUAAGCCUCCCGGACCCAAGGGAAACGUUUGCGACCCAGCAGCUAAACAGCCAUUGCAGCUUAGUCGAGCCACAGAUCGAUGGACAUACCUGGUUGAAUCUCCCUACCUACGCGUUCCACGUUAGAAACGAGAGAUCAGGAGAGCAAAUCCUCUUUGACCUGGGCUGUCGAACAGACUGGCAGAACCUGGUGCCAUCUGUGGUCGAUACGGUGAGCCAUCGCAUACCGGGGCUCAAAGUCGAGAAAGAAGUCAUUGGUGAGCGGGAGAGAGUUCGAUCUUGGACGCUUUUGGCUAACGACCUCGGGAUCAGAUAUCGUCAAGGAUGGAGGAGUUGAUCCGGGCGACAUCAAGGCUCUUGUUCUCAGCCACUGGCACUACGACCAUUCAGGGAACCUCGCCCGACUGGCCAAAUCAACGGAUGUGGUCGUUGGACCUGGUUUCAAGAAGAGAUUCGAACCAGGAUGGCCCGCCAACAAAGACUCGGCUUUCCAUGAAGCUGAUUUCGAAGGCCGUAAUUUCAUCGAACCACCUUUCAGCGACGAAGUGAAGAUCGGGGGAUUCCAGGCAUACGACUACUUCGGUGACGCGAGCUUUUACGUGUUGAAUGUGCCAGGUGAGUGCGGCGUAUAUUGGAAAGGUCGUAGUCGAAUUCCACUGAUCUCCGUGUCAGGGCAUACAACAGGUCAUAUCUCAGCUCUUGCUCGGACCACGCCGCAUACCUUUAUCUUCAUGGGCGGCGACGCAUGCCACUUCACCGGCGUGAUACGACCAUCCGAAUACAUUCCGCUUCCAGAUGCAAUUCCAGCCCGGACUGUUCUCGACAAAAGAUUGCCUUCGCCAUGUCCCUGUUCGAUCUUUACGGACUGUCACCCAGACCAGGCGAAUAGCCGCACAAAAGCAUUCUAUCGAUGCUCUACCGGCGGGCCGUACGGCAGCUGGUAUGAGGAUCCGAGGACAGCAAUGGAAAGCAUCCAUCAUUUGUUGCAAUUCGACGCAGACCCGAACGUAUUGAUGAUCAUCGCACACGAUGCCGCGCCGAAAGACUCGCUGAAGUUCUUCCCAGAUGGCACGAUCAAUGAUUGGAAGGCGGAGGGAUACAAGGAGGCGAUGCAUUGGCAUUUCUUGAAUGAGCUGCCUGUGAAUGGAAGACAGGAGAGAGACCCGAUUGUGGAUGGUCUGUAUCGGGACGAGGGACAAGGACCGAAGAAAGUCAAGGACUUGCGGGAGUUUGGGCAGUAA
This is a messenger RNA of Lecanosticta acicola, 1356 nucleotides long. NCBI's taxonomy places the organism in Eukaryota, Fungi, Ascomycota, Dothideomycetes, Mycosphaerellales, Mycosphaerellaceae. The record is from the annotation of a GenBank genome assembly.